AUGGGUAACCUAACCAAAUUGAAGCAGACCACUACUGUGAGAGCUUACCAAGAACAGUUUGAGGUUUUGGCAAACAAAACUCAAAACCACCCUGAAACUUUCUUUAUUAGUUGUUUCAUAAGUGGUCUUAAGGAUGAAAUUCAACCAGGGGUGUUAAUGUUUAAACCAACAUCUAUCACUCAGGCUAUUGGGUUGGCAAAACUUCAAGAAACAAGUAUUGAAGCCAUUACCAAUAAGACUAGGUUGGGAACCAAAUCAGAAGGCAUCCUUCCUUUUUCUGUAAACAGGUCACAAGUGGGUAAUGGAGGAUAUGUUCGAAAAGAGUUAUCUAAGGACUUGGAGGAAAAGAAGGCCAAAGGGUUAUGUUUUAAGUGCAAUGAGAGGUAUACUAAAGGGCAUGUGUGUAAAAAGAAGCAAUUGUAUGUUAUGGAAGGAGGAGAAGAUGGAGAGGAAGAUGAUCAACUACCAGUUCUUGAUGAAGAUAAAAGAGAAGAUGAGGAACAGUUAUCUGGGGAGGAACUGCAGAUUUUUUUGAAUGCUUUAACUGGUACAAUCUCUUAUAGAACAAUGAAGGUUAGAGGUAAUGUUAAAAAGCACCUCAUCAUCAUCUUGAUUGAUUCAGAGAGUACACAUAAUUUUCUGAGUCCAGCAGUGGCUAAAAGAUCUAAUAUCGAGACUGAAAAUACUAAUUCCUUACCAGUAUCAGUUGAUGAUGGGACAAGAAUGUUGAGUACAGCCAUGUGCAAAGAUUUUCAGUGGGAAAUGCAAGGCACAAAUUUUCAGGCUGACAUGAGGGUCCUGCAACUAAAGGGCUGUGAUAUGGUUUUGGAUAUCCAAUGGUUGGCAACUCUAGGUCCAGUUAAGUGGGAUUUUAAGCAUCUUAGCAUGGAGUUUCAUCUCAAUGGCAGAAAACAUGUUUUAAGAGGGGGAAAGAGAAAUGAGUUAAAGGUUUUGAGCCCAGAAAAAAUGCAGAAGUUGCUGCACAAACAGCCACAAGGAGCCAUAGCCCAACUCUAUUUGUUGCAAGCUGAUUGUCUUGUGAGGGAAGAGAAAACUCCACUAGAUUUGGCAGCUUUGCUGUCUAACUUUGCAGAUAUAUUUCAAGAGCGAAAGGACUUACCUCCUCCUAGAUCACAUGACCAUUGCAUCCCUCUCAAACCAGGGACUGAACCUACAAAUGUGAGACCUUACAGGUACCCUUAUUUUCAAAAAACUGAGAUUGAGAAACAAGUAAAAGACAUGCUUACCUCUGGUCUAAUAAGGCCUAGUGUCAGUCCAUAUUCUUCACCAGUGCUAUUGGUUAAAAAGAAAGAUGGCACUUGGAGAAUGUGUGUGGAUUAUAGAGCUCUUAAUAACGCUACUGUCAAAGAUAAGUUUCCUAUCCCAGUAAUUGAUGAACUUUUGGAUGAAUUAUGUGGGGCACAGUAUUUUUCUAAACUGGAUCUCAGGUCAGGCUACCACCAAAUCAGGGUUCAUUCCUCUGACAUUGACAAAAUGGCUUUUAGAACCCAUGAUGGGCACUAUGAAUUUUUAGUGAUGCCCUUUGGACUCACUAAUGCCCCUUCUACCUUUCAAAGUCUCAUGAAUGAAGUCUUUAGACCUUUUUUAAGGAAAUUUAUUGUGGUUUUUUUUUAUGAUAUCCUGGUAUAUAGUGGGUCAUGGGGAGACCAUUUGCAGCAUUCGCAGCUCACUUUGCAAUUGCUUAGGCAACAUCAUUUGUUUGCAAAAAUGUCCAAAUGUGUUUUUGGGAAGGAUGAGGUGGAGUAUUUGGAACAUUUAGUUUCAGCUAAGGGUGUUUUUGUAGAACCAACGAAGUUACAAGCUAUCAAACCUUGGCCAACCCCUUCUACUAUCAAGGAAUUGAGGGGUUUUUUGGGUCUCACUGGUUAUUACAGAAGAUUUAUCCAGUAUUAUGGUCGAAUUUGCUCUCCACUUCAUUAUUUGCUCAAGAAAGAUUCCUUUGUAUGGUCCUCUACAGCUACAACAGUUUUUCUUCAACUCAAAGCUACCCUACUUUCAACACCAGUCCUUGCCUUACCUGAUUAUAGUAAGGCCUUUGUUUUAGAGUCAGAUGCCUCUGGCACCGGCCUUGGGGCUGUGCUUAUGCAAGAUAGGCAUCCCAUUGCCUACUGGAGUAAGGGCAUUUCAACAAGAGACCAAGCUCUAUCUACCUAUGAAAAAGAAUUAAUGGCAGUAGUGUUGGCAGUCCUCAUAUUGGGGCAUUACCUUCUAGGUGGGCACUUCCUUAUUAGGACUGACCACCAAAGCCUGAAAUAUCUUUUGGAGCAGAGAAUGGGAACUCCUUUCCAGCAAACAUGGGUGACCAAGCUAUUGGGUUUUGACUACACUAUCACAUACAAAUGUAGGAAAGAUAACCAAGCUGCUAAUGCUUUGUCCAGGAAAGAAGAGUUGGUCAAUACUGCUGAUGCAAUAGCUAUGAUUCAUGCUUUAUCUUGUAUCUCUACCGGUUGGUUGGCUGAAGUUAAGCUCAGUUGGAGUGAAGAUACUGACAUUCAACAGUUGAUAUUGGACCUGCAACAAGGUCAAGCUCAUGCUGGUUAUGCUUGGGACCAUGAUAUUUUAACCUACCAUGGCAGGUACAAAAGUGAAAAUGUCAAGUAUCCAAGCCUAUUGCAGCCCCUUCCCAUUCCUAAUAGGGUAUGGUCUGAUAUUUCCAUGGAUUUCAUUGAAGGUUUACCAAAUUCUCUAGGCAAGACUGUGAUCUUUGUAGUAGUAGACAGGUUGUCAAAAUAUGGUCAUUUCAUGGCUUUAUCAUAUCCUUAUACGGCUGCAGAUGUGGCCAAAGUAUUCUUUGAUCAAGUGUUUAAGUUGCAUGGUCUUCCUUCUACCAUUGUUUCAGAUAGAGAUGCUGUGUUUACUAGCCAUUUCUGGCAUAAACUUUUCACUUUACAGGGCUGUAAGUUGUGCCUUAGCACUGCUUAUCACCCUCAAACGAAUGGUCAAACUGAAAUUUUGAACAAAUGUUUGGAGAACUACCUCAGGUGUAUGUCUGGAGGUUGUCCUAGGCAGUGGGCUAAGUGGCUCUCUUUAGCUGAGUGGUGGUAUAAUACCACCAAUCAUUCUGCCACCAAAACUACUCCUUACUUUGCAGUCUAUGGACAAGAACCUCCUGACCAUACUUUUUUCCUUUCCACACCUUCUUCAGUAGCAGUUGUGGAUAAUUGGGAAAAAGAGAGGGUUGCUAUUAUCAAGACCCUGAGGGAGCAUUUAACUCAGGCACAGCAGAGGAUGAAACAUUAUGCUGAUAAGGGCAGGUCUGAAAGGGAAUUUGAAAUUGGGGACUGGGUCUUGAAAAGGGUUGGUUCAGUAGCUUAUAAGCUGGAGUUACCAACAACUGCUAAAAUUCACCCUGUUUUUCAUGUCUCACUGCUUAAGAAGAAAAUUGGGACUAAUGUGUUAGCUCACACUACUCUUCCCCCAGUCGGUCUUGAGAGAACUUUGCAACUGGAACCUAUGGCUAUCUUGGAUAGGAGGAUGCUGCGUGACAUGUUAGAGCAAGCCACCAACUAUGUGGUGGAGCUGAAACAGAAUGUGGAGGAGUUGAAGCAAAGGAAGGCAGAGCUCGAAGGCAAUAAUAAGGGUGGUUCUCAAGAUGAGAGGUUACCGGUUUUGACGAUAUGA
This is a messenger RNA of Camellia sinensis, 3642 nucleotides long. Lineage: Eukaryota; Viridiplantae; Streptophyta; Magnoliopsida; Ericales; Theaceae. The record is from RefSeq and is a predicted model, not a curated record.